AUGCCGACUCUGCCACGAGGAGAAAUUCGAUUCCAAAAAGACUACUUGGCUCAUGUGCAGGGAGAACACCCCGUGGUCGCCUCGAAUACUGACGAAAUAUCACUGCUCAAGAUAGCUCGUCAACCUAUGCUUCAAGUUCCGGCACAGGACUAUCCGUGCUGCUCCGAAUGGGAAACUCGUCUUCGAGAUCGCGCAAUACCCGCCAUCAGCUUCGACACUACACACGACAGUGUUUGUGUACAAUCACAGUUAUUCAAGCGCCAUCUUGCAUUGUUUGCCGCCCCCGUAUCUUCUGUCUACGCUGGUGAUGGUGAUUCUAACACUGCUGCUCAGCAGAAGUCAGAUCCCCGCUCCGACAAUGACAACACGUACGAGGAUGGUCAUUGGUUUGCUUCCCUCGACAUUGAACAAGCCAUUUUCGGUUUGGUAAAUCAAGCUCCGUUCACAGUCAUCAGGUCUUUCAGCCAAGGGCCAUGGAUAGUUGUCGAGAAAGUCAUCAGCACAAUUGAUUCGCGAGUGUAUACUGUAAAGCGAACACGCUCGGUGAACAAACAAGACGAAUCAUCAUUCCAGUCUGUUCAGGCUGAGAUUGAUGUUCUCAAAAGGAUCAUUCAUGAUCACGUAAUCUCUUAUCUAGGAGGCUUCAGUGACAGGUCACAGAAAGGAUACGACAUACACUGCAUCUUGUUUUUCGACGCGGAGACGAACUUGUGGGACUAUCUUGAAGACACCCCUACAUCAAAAUUCAGAGAACUUCGAACAUUCUUCGGGUGCCUCGCUACGGGCUUGGGAUAUCUGCAUACGCAGAAAAUCAGGCACAGCGAUAUCAAACUAAUGAAUAUUCUUGUAAAUCAUGGCCAUAUUCUCAUAAGUGGAUUUGGCAUGGCGCUCGACUUUCCAGCCAGAACGAUGAUAACUGGUACCACGACUGGCGCAAACAACUUCGCUCGUAGCUAUACUGCGCCUGAGGUCAUCCGACAUCAAUUCGUGAACACUAAAUCGGAUAUGUGGGCACUCGGUAAGACGAUUUUGGAAAUAAUCGCUGUUCUCAAAGGCAGAACAUUUGAGGACUUCAAUUCAUCUAGUUACGAGUACAAGCAUAACAUGCUCGACCAGUAUCUGAGGGCUCUGCCAAAUUAUCUUGAACAGCUGCAGGAAAUGGGACUUGCGACAGACAACGCGCCGCUGAAACGGAUACGAACAAUGCUCUCAGAGGACCCAGAGAUGCGUUCGGACGCAUCCUCUUUGGCUGCACUCAUCACCUGCGUCGAUGAAGGACAAUUCAAUUCUUUCUGUGGAGUAUGCUGUCUCUCCUCUCCCGAGAUGCCGUCUGACUGA
Messenger RNA from Ascochyta rabiei, 1338 nucleotides. RefSeq lists its product as uncharacterized. The coding region runs from base 1 to 1338 and encodes 445 amino acids. Gene Ontology annotation, biological process: protein autophosphorylation; autophagosome organization; autophagy. The transcript has a single exon. Gene Ontology annotation, molecular function: protein serine/threonine kinase activity; ATP binding. Gene Ontology annotation, cellular component: cytoplasm; autophagosome. The record is from RefSeq and is a predicted model, not a curated record. Lineage: Eukaryota; Fungi; Ascomycota; Dothideomycetes; Pleosporales; Didymellaceae.